CUGAAGCUAUUGAAGGCUCAGUCGCAACUCCCUCUCUCGCUCACCCGCCAUUGCUCGGGCCGUGCUUGCUUCUCUGCAGCUUGAAUCGAAACUCGAAGGUUUCGCAGCUCAUGCUCUUAAAUCUGCCGCGUUAAUUCCGUAAAUAGAAUCCAUCUUCAUUUUCGACUUCGUUUUAUCUUCCGAUUGAUACCUGUGGUGCUAUUGCGCUGCUUCGAAUUUCGCUUUCGUCUUUGUAUGGCGCAAGAGUGCGGUAUUCGUGAAGUUUGGAGCAGUGUAACUAUUUCGGAGGAAGUUUUGUUGAGGAGGCUUCGCUGUUGGAUUAUCUGAGUAGUUCUCCUUUUCCGGGGGUUUGAGCGCUAAUUGAGAUUGAAACUCAUGGUAACUCGGGAAGCAAUGGAACAGUCCAAGACCCUCGACUCGUCACUUUACCACGCACCUACUUUGCGCCAAGGCAUUGGCUCUCCUCGUUGUCCACGCUGCUCUGCACCCUUGUCUAAAGAUCUUGAAUCGAGUGGGUGGACCAUCGCGCCUUUUGUGCGAGAAAGCUUCGCUAUGGUUGGAACUGCGGUAGGAGGCACCCUCUCUAGCUUUUAUGCGUUCAACGCAGUUAUGCCGCACGUAAAGAAGAGAGUUGGAGGACCAAUUUGGUGGCAGUUUGUUGUGGGGUUACCACCAGUACUACUAUUUUCUGUCGGUUGUGCCGGGCUUGGCGGUGGUGUAUUACCUGGUCUUGCUCAAUUAUCAGUGUCUACUUAUCACGCUGCCUCUGCAUCAUCACACUCCGCGGUCUCUGUUAUCACCAUGGGAGUUGAGGAAAGGGGGACCAGUGUCUCAAUGUCGCAGUCCUCAAGUCAAAAUUCUGCAGCAGCUCGCGUCAAUCAGAAGAGCUAAUUCAAUUCCGCCGCUUAUCACUUCUCUUGCGUUCUGAUGGAAUCCUUGUGCUUCAUCAGUUUAGUUCUUCCUUUCAGAAAACAGGUCUGGAGGUGCGCAAGGCUAUAUGCGCAUGCAAUGCAAAUGCUCGUUUGCUAGUGUGACAAUUUGACUCAACGUUUCUACCAUCCGCUUAUGGGAUUCGAGUUUCAUUACAUGUGUUUCAUGUUUAACAACCGCAGUUAUGGUAUAUCAGUCCUGUAGAAUUGCUGACAAAUCACUUUUUCUGAGAGUUUUUUUAUUUUUUUUAUUUUUUUGAAUAACAGAUAGACCCUGGAAUCGAACUCCUCUGCCAACAUUGUACUUACUCAUUCCUUCACUUAAUUGUACAUUGAGGCUUUGUACAUAGAGGCUUUGUAACUGCAGCUAUUUUAUAAUCUUUCUUCUAUUGAGCUAA
Messenger RNA from Physcomitrium patens, 1327 nucleotides. RefSeq lists its product as uncharacterized. Lineage: Eukaryota; Viridiplantae; Streptophyta; Bryopsida; Funariales; Funariaceae. The record is from RefSeq and is a predicted model, not a curated record.